AUGAGGGCCGCAGAGAAAUACUGCCAAGGAGAUCAUGGAGAUUUGGCUGCCCCCGAAGGCCAGGAACUUUGGGGUCAGCCAUUUUCUUCUAGUGGAUCUUCCAUUAGGGACCGAUGCAGCCCAGGCCCUCCACAGGCUCCAGUCACGUAUCAGUGCCGGCCCCUGGUCACGGAAUGUGACAAUAUGCUGAUGCUCCUCGGGGUCAGUAAUAAAAUCACCGGCAGGGAAAGGGAUAAAGUGAUCCCCCUACUUAUACAGGGCUUUAAAGAUGCAGCAGAGGAAGCAGGAACGUCGGUAACAGGUGGCCAAACGGUAUUAAACCCCUGGAUCGUUUUGGGAGGAGUCGCUACAACUGUCUGCCAGCCCAAUGAAUUUAUCAUGCCAGAUAAUGAAGUGCCAGGAGACAUGUUGGUGUUAACGAAACCCCUGGGGACACAAGUUGCUGUCGCAGUGCAUCAGUGGCUGUACAUUGCUGAAAAAUGGAAUAAAAUUAAAUUAGUGGUCACCCAAGAAGAUGUGGAGCUGGCUUACCAGGAAGCGAUGAUGGAUAUGGUCAGGCUCAAUGGAACAGCUGCAGGACUCAUGCACACAUUCAACGCCCAUGCUGCCACCGACAUCACUGGCUUCGGGAUUUUGGGCCACGCACAGAACCUAUCCAAGCAGCAGAGGAACGAGGUGUCAUUUGUGAUUCACAACCUUCCUGUGCUGGCUAAGAUGGCUGCUGUGAGCAAAGCCUGUGGAAACAUGUUUGACCUCAUGCAUGGGACCUGCCUGGAGACAUCAGGAAGCCUUCUAAUCUGUUUACUACGUGAGCAAGCAGCUCGGUUCUGUGCAGAGAUAAAGUCCCCCAAAUAUGGUGAAGGUCACCAAGCAUGGAUUAUUGGGAUUGUAGAGAAGGGCAACUGUACCGCCAGAAUCAUAGACAAACCCAGGAUCAUUGAAGUCGCACCACCUGUGGCCACUCAGAAUGUGAGCCCCACGCCCGGUGCCACCUCUUAA
Messenger RNA from Ochotona curzoniae (black-lipped pika), 999 nucleotides. RefSeq names its product selenide, water dikinase 1-like. NCBI's taxonomy places the organism in Eukaryota, Metazoa, Chordata, Mammalia, Lagomorpha, Ochotonidae. The record is from RefSeq and is a predicted model, not a curated record. Gene Ontology annotation, cellular component: cytoplasm. Gene Ontology annotation, biological process: L-selenocysteine biosynthetic process. Gene Ontology annotation, molecular function: selenide, water dikinase activity; ATP binding.